CUCUUUCUUGUACUUGAAGACCCCCACACACACACACAUGCAACAAGUCAGUGCAGCAUGUCGUCCUUGUGUGUGUCUGCACUUGCCCUCAUCCUCUUCAUCACAACCGGUUGUGAUGCCGAGGCGACCACGUCAUCCCCGGACUACGAGUACGAUGACAACUCCACACUACGAUACAGCUUCUUCAGUAACACAAGCAGCGAUGACUUGGACAACUUCCUGAAGGACAGGAAGCGCCUGCUGGACUCGCAAGAGGACGAGGACUUGGAGGAGCGGGAUGAAGAGGAUGUGGGCGUUACCACGGCAACAUGGCAAGCACACACAGAGAAGGGUGGAGUCUCGCUCGGCAACGCAGCUUCAUCCACCUCUAUCUGCCCGGGUGGGGUGAUGAUGAUGACGGUGGUGAUGAUGGUGGUCAUCAUGGAAACACACACGUGACACGGUACCACCCCUCCCACCCAACGACCUAUUUGUCAAAGUUGCCUUGCCUCUCUUGGAAUGAUGUGGCAUCGAAGCGCAUUUGAAGAAAAGAAACAAGCACCAAAUUUUUGCACUUGUGUCAAAAGUUGAUAUGCAUCCUUCCCUGCGCCAGUGUGUGUGCGCGCGCGUGUGUUUUGACAAACAAUAAAGUAAGUCUGACUUUGUUGUUUCCUA
Molecule: messenger RNA, 654 nt
Organism: Syngnathus acus (greater pipefish)
Lineage: Eukaryota; Metazoa; Chordata; Actinopteri; Syngnathiformes; Syngnathidae
Exons: 4
Coding region: 58-438 (126 amino acids)
Source: RefSeq, a predicted model, not a curated record